Ruditapes philippinarum (Manila clam) is the source of this 1327-nucleotide messenger RNA. Its product is annotated as phosphoenolpyruvate phosphomutase. The record is from RefSeq and is a predicted model, not a curated record. The coding region runs from base 78 to 1094 and encodes 338 amino acids. Gene Ontology annotation, molecular function: phosphoenolpyruvate mutase activity. The transcript has 9 exons. Lineage: Eukaryota; Metazoa; Mollusca; Bivalvia; Venerida; Veneridae.
GUUUGUUUGCGCUCCAGUGCGCUUUCGGUUUAAUAUCUAUUUCGAUUCUAUUUAUAGAAUAUCUUCCUAUACACAAAAUGGCAGCAGUGACAGGGUCGCGUGUUUCCCGUCGUAUUUUAACAAAGUUAGCAGCCGAUAAAACAUGGAUACUACCAGUUACCGGCUUAAAAGUUCAAAAUGGUGCCACGUUAUCAAGGUUUAUGUCGAACAAGAGCGGAGAAAGGAAAACCACACAGUUAAAGAAAAUGCUGACAUCACCGGACCUUGAGUUUAUUAUGGAAGCGCACAAUGGACUUAGUGCAAAAAUUGUCGAGGAGGCAGGGUUUAAGGGAGUAUGGGGCAGCGGUCUGUCAGUGUCUGCACAGCUUGGGGUUCGAGACAGUAACGAAGCAUCGUGGACACAGGUUGUAGAAGUAUUAGAGUUUAUGAGUGACGCCACCACUGUUCCUAUCCUGCUAGAUGCCGACACCGGAUACGGUAAUUUCAACAAUGCACGGCGUCUCGUGCGUAAGUUGGAGUCACGUGGUGUUGCAGGUGCGUGCCUGGAAGACAAAUUGUUUCCGAAGACAAACUCUUUACAUGACGGGAGGGCACAGCCGUUAGCUGAUAUAGAAGAAUUUUCGUUAAAAAUUAAGGCUUGUAAAGACAGCCAGAGCGACCCAGAUUUUUGUAUUGUUGCACGUGUCGAGGCAUUUAUCGCUGGUUGGGGCCUUGACGAGGCUUUAAAAAGAGCGGAGGCAUACAGGAACGCUGGUGCUGAUGCCAUUUUGAUGCAUAGUAAGAAAAGUGAUCCGUCCGAUAUUGAGGCCUUUAUGAAGGCUUGGAACAAUCAGGGACCAGUUGUGAUAGUACCUACUAAGUAUUAUACCACGCCCACUCAGCACUUCCAAGACAUGGGCGUGUCCAUGAUUAUAUGGGCCAAUCAUAAUCUCAGGUCGUCCAUUAAAGCUAUGCAAGAGACAUCGGCUCGUAUUUUCAAAGACUCUUCACUGACUGGAGUAGAACCUAAUAUUGUUUCAGUGAAAGAGGUAUUCCGGCUACAGAAUGACCAAGAAUUAGUCAAAGCUGAAGAUAUAUACCUUCCAAAGGAGUAAAUAAAAUAUAGCAAACUAGUUAUUUAAAAAAUGAUGGGAAAAUAGUGGGAUAAUAAGGUAUAAACGCUCUAAUAAUAAAGAGUACAUUGCAUAAUAAUUAUAUUUAUACAUGUUGUUUAGGAGCAAAUACUUAAUCAUGAUGAUAAAAAAAGAAUAAUAAUGAUAGAAAUGAUGAUUAGGAUAAAAAUGAUGAUAAUAAUAAAAUCAUAACGAAAACAUUCAUACUGAAAAAA